Messenger RNA from Ilex paraguariensis (yerba mate), 1228 nucleotides. Lineage: Eukaryota; Viridiplantae; Streptophyta; Magnoliopsida; Aquifoliales; Aquifoliaceae. The record is from the annotation of a GenBank genome assembly.
GUCCACCGGUCUCCCUCGUCUCUGUCCCAUCAACAAACUAACUACUCCAACUCGCCGGGAAAAUCACCGACAGUCGUCCGAUAAUACUCGUACUUACUAAUUCGGAAAGUAAGAUGCUGGUAUGGCGGUGAAUGGAUUGAGAGCUGUGAAUUCCAAAGCCAUAGUGAUAAUGGUGGUGGUAUUGGUUAUGACACAACGCUCUGUUCAGCUGAGGUCAAACCAUCCAUUACAUGGAGUGGUUGACAGAGUUAACGAGAAUGGAGGCCCUUAUAUAGGGCUCGUAAUGGCUUAUCCCACUGAAGAGGCUGCUCUUCAAUCCUCUAGUCUCUUCCUUCCCAGCUCCGAUGUCCCUUCCGUCGACUUGUCCGGAAGGAGAUUCAACAUUGGAACAAUAAAGGGGGUAGCUGUGAUUUAUGUAAUGACCGGUGAGCAAACGUUAAAUGCAGGAAUUGUUGUGCAAAUCCUACUUGAUGUCUUCAACAUUGAGGGAAUUGUGCAUUAUGGGACAGCUGGUAGUACUAAUGAUUCCUUAUCUCUCGGUGAUGUUAGCGUGCCAAAUUAUGUUGCCUUCACUGGUUCUUGGAAAUGGAAGGAAUUUCAAUCGAUGAAGGGGGAAUUGCCAGAACUACAGUUUGGUUCCUACAAUUUUCCAAGUAGGGGUGAUAAUCUGUUGGCAAAAGUAGAAUUCACACCACAACAGUUGUACUCCACCGGACAACCAAUGCAAGAAGUUUUCUGGCUUCCGAUUGAACCAAAUUGGUUCAGUGUGGCCAUGCUGCUUAGUGAUAUUAAUCUACAAAGAUGCAUCAACAACACAUAUUGCCUACCCGAAACACCAAAAGUUGUUUAUGGAUUAAAAGGUUCGACAGCUGAUAUAUUCCUUGAUAAUGCAGCAUACAGAGAAUUUCUUUUCAAGGAAUUCAACAUCUCAACUGUAGACGAAGAGAGUUCUGCAGUUAUCAUGGCAUCUUUAACAAAUGGAGUGCCAUGUAUUGUGUUUCGUGGCAUAUCGGAUUUGGCAGGAGCAGGGAAGAGAGUGAAAGCAAUGAGCUUGAGCUCUUUGGCGGCUGUUAAUGCGCUUAGUGUCGCAGUUGAGUUCAUUUCAUUAAUUGGGAAGGUAAAUCCAAUUCAAUUCCACUAAAACUAGACAUGCUGAAUAUCAGCAUGGUGGUCCUUGGAAGAUUGAUGUUGUUCCAGAUUCUAUAGCACCUUCUCUACGAUGUUUUCU